UAUAUCCAGUUUUCAGUUAAUUUCACGAAAAAAACAGAAAUUCGCCAACCAAUUGCUUUCAAACAAGGGUUCAAUAAAUAAAUAGAAUACUUUAAAAUGGAUUUGGACCAAAAACAAUCUUGUAAUGACUUCACUAUGGAGACGAGUUCAAGUUCCCAAAUUAAUUUCCCAUGCGACAGUCCAUGCAAUGUUGGCAAAACUGGUCCAUGUAAGACUGCUCAAAAGGACAAAUCGGAUGAAUUUGAAAAUCCAUGCAUGCAUAUAUUUUCCACCUCAUCAUCAUCUUCGUCCAAUACUAUUAUUAGUCAAUAUUUCGAUUCUGAAUGUCACAAACGCGAUUACACACGCAAAGAGCCACCAAAUAUUGACUACGAGUUGAAUGUGGCUAAAGCUAUUAUGCAACAAUACAGCAGCAUCAGUGGUGACAACCUAUUUGACCACUUGUCGGAUAUUAUCAAGCGAGUUAUCGAUGAGCGUCCACCAAAUGUAAUCGAUUUCUUCGAAGAGUUCAGUCGCAAUGUACGUGAACAGAAGCUGCAUAUGCCUGAGCGAUUUCCACCGGAUGCAGUUUUUGAAGAGUCCCGCAACUAUCGGGUGGCCAAAAAGUUUCUUUUGUCCAUGAAGUUGCCCAUGUCGGAGUCGAACGAGUUGCAAGCAGCUGAUGAAGCAAUCGCUUUAGAAGAGUCCAAAUCUACAAUCAUAGAUUUAAAACUUGAUAUAUUAGACUUGAGUCGUUUCAUCACGUUCAACGAGCGUGUGCAACAUUUACAAUUCUUUUGGAAUCAAUGCGGUUUCGGCAUCAACCCCGAUGACAUUUUUCAACUCGCCUGCUCCAUGGAUCGCCUACAAAUGCAUCCCUCCAUUAUGCAAUGUCGCUUUUGGGGCAUGAUAAAUGGCCUUAAAGCAUCUUAUUAUAUUGUAGAGGCAUCGCUUUCCCACGAAGAAGUACUUUCACGUGUCGAUCAAAUGACAGAAGAGCUACAAGAAAAACACAAGGCAAUGAUAUCACGCUUGGUAUCGCCGGAAAAGCCAACACCAACUUUUAUCGGUGCUGAGUUAACACCAGGCAAGCUGGGUUGGGACGACCAUCCAGUUGAAGAAGUGGCAAAAAUGUUGCCAAAUGCCGCGCCAAUACCAAUGGUCGAAGUGAAAGAAGUGUUCGAUGUCCCGCCUGAACUAGUCGGUGAGGGCGCUAACCGGUAUUCAUAUUUUGUAGUGAACUCCGUUUCGGAUGACUGGAUUGAGUUACCGAUGGUUACGCCUGGUCAAAUUAAAGCCUGCCGCGAUAUAAAAAAGUUUCUUACCGGCGAUCUUGAAGCCGAUAUUCAAUCGUACCCAUGCUUUUCGGGCAAGGAAAAGCAUUAUUUGCGCGCGCUUAUCGCUCGAAUCACAGCGGGCACAUACAUUGCUCCAUAUGGUUACUAUAGGAAAAUGACUAAGAAGGAGAAGCGCGCCUUUGAUGGAAUUGAAGAUGAUGAUGAGGAAGAAGAAGAUGAUGAUGAACCAAGUGAUAUGGGUGAGGGCGAGGAAGAGGAGAUUGAUAACGAUAUAAUGUUGUUGAAGAAUGAAAAAUAUGAACCGGAGCCGCUGGAAUCUUUGGCAAAUCUGGAAAAAUGGUUGCAUGUACGUCCGAAUUUAUUGCUGCAAGGGCGUGUAGUUUGGUAUGACGAGCUAAAGGCACAGAAAGCGCGCGAGAAGGAAGUGGCACGUCUGAGGAAACUGUUACGUAUGGAGGAAAUGGGCGAAGAGGAGGAAGAAUUAGAACAGGAGGAAGAGGAAGAAGAAGAGGAUGAGGGCGAAGAAUUGUCCGCACCAGAAAUAGGACCACCAAUACUUAAUCCCUGCUACAACGACAUAAGCGAUCAGUACACCAUGCCUUGGGUAUCGCGUUUCACCAGUAAAUUCACCAAUAGAAAUGAACGCAUACUUGUCAUGCAAUCGAACAUUUGGCCGGGUGCCUAUACGUUUACCUAUGACAAGUUAUGCGAAUCGAUAUAUGUCGGCUGGGGUCAUAAGUACGUGUCGCGUAAUUUACCAUUCAUUCACUUGCCACCAAUUUUGAAUGAAUAUCCGCAUGGCGGUGAGGACUUUAUCGAAACAACCGAUCCCACACCGGAAAUGGAGGAGGCCUAUCGUCUGAGUUUGAUAAAGAAACAAAAGCCAGUAGACAAUGGUGAACAAUUGGAUGAAUAUGAAGAUGAAUAUUCAGCUGACACAAAUAUCGGUGAUGUUGAAAAAGAAUGAUUUAUUGAAAUAU
Anastrepha ludens (Mexican fruit fly) is the source of this 2257-nucleotide messenger RNA. It is a transcript of the gene Rsph4a, whose product is annotated as radial spoke head protein 6 homolog A. The transcript is spliced from 4 exons. Gene Ontology annotation, biological process: axoneme assembly; cilium assembly; cilium movement involved in cell motility. The record is from RefSeq and is a predicted model, not a curated record. Gene Ontology annotation, cellular component: axoneme; radial spoke. Bases 97 to 2244 code for a protein of 715 amino acids. NCBI's taxonomy places the organism in Eukaryota, Metazoa, Arthropoda, Insecta, Diptera, Tephritidae.